UUUCGGUCCCGUCAGCCGCCCGUCUGCGCGGGGUGCCGGCUCUGUGUCACCCCUGGCACACCCCGCGGUGACGGGGGUCGCCGGCCGCCCCCGGCCCGUCUGUGCCCACCCACCCGUGCCGGGGGCGCGGCCGCAGAAUCUCGUCCCGCCCGGCCGGAGGCGUGACCCCACGGAGCCCAUCCCCGUGGCACCGGGCACCGAUCACCAUGGCCGGGCGGAUCGCCAAGGAGCUGGAGGAGGCGCGGAGCUGGGAGGGGGCCCGCGACGUGCGGCCGCUGGACGGGAACGUGCGGCGCUGGACGGGACUCCUGCUGCCCAACAACCCCCCAUACAACGCUGGCGCCUUUCGCUUCGAGCUGACCUUCUCCCCGAACCACCCGCAUGAGCCGCCCUGCGCCACCCUCCGCACGCCCAUCUACCACCCCAGCGUGGACCUCGAGGGCCGCGUGUGCCAGCCCCUCACCAGCCACGGGCACUGGAAGUCCGCCACCCGCGCCAUCCAAGUGCUCCAGGACCUGCUGCUGCAGCUGGACAGCCCGGACCCCCGGCGGCUGCUGCGGCCCGACGUGGCCCGGGAGCUGCAGGAGCGCCCCGAGGAGUUCCGGCGCCGGGCUGAGGAGUACACCCGGCUCCACGCCGAGCCGCGCCCCCAGCCCCGCACAUGAGGCAGUAAAUUAUCUGCA
This is a messenger RNA of Zonotrichia leucophrys gambelii, 683 nucleotides long. It is a transcript of the gene UBE2L6, whose product is annotated as ubiquitin conjugating enzyme E2 L6. The coding region runs from base 207 to 665 and encodes 152 amino acids. The record is from RefSeq and is a predicted model, not a curated record. NCBI's taxonomy places the organism in Eukaryota, Metazoa, Chordata, Aves, Passeriformes, Passerellidae. The transcript is spliced from 4 exons.